Molecule: messenger RNA, 2194 nt
Organism: Balaenoptera ricei (Rice's whale)
Lineage: Eukaryota; Metazoa; Chordata; Mammalia; Artiodactyla; Balaenopteridae
Gene: HGH1
Product: HGH1 homolog
Exons: 6
Coding region: 63-1283 (406 amino acids)
Source: RefSeq, a predicted model, not a curated record
CCGCUGCCCACCUGUAGGCGCAUCGCAUAGCUGAGCUUGCGUAGCGGAGCACGCCGAGCGGCAUGCGGGAGGACGAAGGGGACGUGGGCGGGUCAGCCGGUGGCCUCGCCUCCGUAGGGUCGCCGAUGCUGGAGGCCGGCCCGAAGGCGGAGGCGGCGAAGCUGCUGCCCUUCCUGGCGCUCGGGGCGCGGGCUGACCUGCAGGCGGCGGCGGCGCAGCAUGUGCUGGCGCUGACCGGCUCGGGGCCCGGCCGCACGCUGCUGGCCGGCCAGGCGGCACUGCUGCGGGCUCUGGUCGAGCUGGCGGUGGCCCCUGCUCCCGCCCCGGCCCGAGACGCCGCUCGCGCGCUAGUCAAUCUGUCCGCCGACCCCGGCCUGCACGAGCCGCUGCUGGCGGCCGAGCCCGGACUACCUGCCCGCCUGCUGGGCUGCGCGUUGGACCCACAGUGGCCCUGGGCCGAGGAGGCGGCCGCCGUGCUGGCUAACCUCAGCCGCGAGCCGGUGCCAUGUACUGCGCUGAUGGCGGCGCUGGCGGCCGCUGAGCCCGGGGAGUCGGGCCUGGAGCGGCUGGUGCGCGCGCUGUGCACUCCCGGCUACAACGCCCGCGCGCCCCUGCACUACUUGGGGCCAGUGCUCUCCAACCUCAGCCAGCGUCCUGCGACGCGCGCUUUCCUGCUGGACCCCGACAGGUGCGUGGUCCAGCGGCUGCUGCCCCUUACCCAAUACCCGGACUCCUCGGUGCGCAGGGGCGGGGUGGUGGGGACACUGCGAAACUGCUGCUUCGAGCACCGACACCAUGAGUGGUUGCUUGGGCCUGAGGUGGACAUUCUCCCCUUCUUGCUACUGCCCCUGGCUGGGCCUGAGGACUUCUCCGAGGAGGAGAUGGAGCGGCUGCCCGUUGACCUGCAAUACCUGCCACAAGACAAGCAGCGAGAUCCUGAUGCCGACAUCCGCAAGAUGCUCAUUGAGGCCAUCAUGCUGCUGACGGCCACGGCACCUGGUCGGAAGCAGGUGAGGGACCAGGGAGCCUACUUGAUCCUGCGCGAGCUGCACAACUGGGAGCCAGAGCCCGAUGUGCGGGUGACUUGUGAGAAACUCAUCCAGGUUCUUAUUGGGGAUGAGCCAGAGCAUGGCAUGGAAAACCUGCUGGAGGUGCAAGUACCUGAGGAUGUUGAGCGACAGCUGCAGCAGCAGGACCGCCAGGAGCAGGAACAGUGCGAGCGGGUGCAGCAGGCGCUGGAGCUGGCCCCAGAGACACAGGCAGAGGUAGCCGCACCCACCUGAGGCCUGUGAAGCCUGCCACCAGCUCCGGGCCCACCUUUGCUCGCCAUCCGUCCAGGCCUCCCCGACCAGGUCUGCCUGCAGCCGCCGGCAGGCCUCUGGGUCCCCUUGCUCUGAGGGUGUGCCCUGCUGAGAAGCAGAGCUGUUCUUAAGCGCCAGGUCUUUGCUGAGGGUUGAGGGCACCUCCCUGUGCCCUGUUGGCUCCAGCAAGAAUGCUGGUUGCUCAGAGGAGGACUGUUCAGCCAGAGCUGGCCCAACCCUAUGACUUGCUCAGGUAUCUCCAGGGGGAUGGCCAGCAGGGCUGGACAGAAAAACACUGCAAGCCCGAGGGGCUAGCUGGAGCUUCCCAGUCCCAAGGGUGCUACAGGGGUCUGGGCAUAGGGGGGCACCCAGGUGCUUGCAGUGCCCCUUGGUACCAGUCCCACACCAGGCCUCUCCAUCCUGGGGCCCUGCCUGAGACCCAGCCUCAAAGGGCUCACCUACUGAGAUUUUCACCAGCCACACCCUGUCCUCGGAGCACUUGCUGGGUGUCGCCUCCCCUUCAUGCUCCCCACCUUUCCACCUGUGCCCAAACCUACCCUCAGUUCUUUGCACGCUCCUCAAGUCCCGUUUCCCAGUCUUGGACUGACCUGAUGCCCUCGCUCUCCCCCACUAGCUAGGCCCUCUCCCUGGUCGGCUUGCCUGAGCCUCAGCUCCCCAGAACCUCUCGCCUACCAAGCUGAGAGCCUCCCUGAUGUGCCUGCAGCCUUGCCCUUGGCUCAAGUCUUUCCCCUGACCACCCUCCAAAGCUGGAGGCAGCUUCACUGGCGCGCCCAUCAGGGCUGGCUUCUUCAUGGGUGCCGGGUGUCUCCCUCCUCUGCGGUCUCCUCUCUAUUCCCCCGCUCCCCCCAAACAAAUUAAAGCUCUGGCCUGGA